Molecule: messenger RNA, 2474 nt
Organism: Temnothorax curvispinosus
Lineage: Eukaryota; Metazoa; Arthropoda; Insecta; Hymenoptera; Formicidae
Product: protein gooseberry-like
Exons: 5
Coding region: 437-1978 (513 amino acids)
Biological process (GO): regulation of transcription by RNA polymerase II; anatomical structure development
Molecular function (GO): RNA polymerase II cis-regulatory region sequence-specific DNA binding; DNA-binding transcription factor activity, RNA polymerase II-specific
Source: RefSeq, a predicted model, not a curated record
GUUAGUUACCCUGGUACCCCAUCCCCGAGAGACUUAGUCAGGAUCAGCGCGUCGAUCAGUCGACAUCCAUUUCCAGUGCGGAUACACGCAAGUGAACGCGGCCAUUCGACGGACUUAUUGAGAAAAGAGAAGCUCGCGGUUGGGCCCGACGGGCCUGGACCCCGAGCCAAAAUUCCAGGAUUCAAUGGACCCGUUCCAGAGCGGGAAUCUUUUCUACGAAUGUAUGUUCAGUGUUUGUCUAUGUGCUCCGUUUCAUGAUCGUCGAGUGAGUUGCAAUUAGGCGGGAUAGAACAAAAUAUUGUGAGAUUUGUCAGGAGGAAGGACAGCCGAUAUCGUUUUUACGAAGGGCUUAGUGAGGUGCGGUAGUGAGAUUUACAAUAUUCGGUGUCGGACUAAACUCGUCGGGACUAUUUUGCGGAGGUUUGUUUCGGCUGAGAUGACGGUUACCACUAAUUUCUCGAUGAUGCGACCAUGUUUCACUGGAUAUUCCUUUCAAGUUAUGGAAGCGAUAAAAGGAGGAAGUGUAUCGCUUGUUGCAGACAUAGGAUCGAUACCGGGCCAAGGCCGUGUAAAUCAGCUCGGUGGUAUCUUCAUCAACGGACGACCGCUGCCUAAUCAUAUCAGGUUGAAGAUCGUCGAGAUGGCCGCCGCGGGGGUCAGGCCGUGCGUUAUAUCGAGACAAUUGAGGGUGUCCCAUGGAUGCGUGUCGAAGAUUUUAAAUCGCUAUCAGGAAACUGGUAGCAUCAGACCCGGAGUCAUCGGCGGCAGCAAACCACGUGUGGCUACACCGGAAGUGGAGGCGAGAAUCGAGGAAUACAAGCGCGACAACCCGGGUAUGUUCUCAUGGGAAAUCAGGGAUCGACUGAUCAAAGAGGGCAUCUGCGAACGGACCAGCGCUCCGAGUGUGUCCGCGAUUUCACGACUACUCAGGGGUCGCGAUUCCGAAGACGACGUUAAACUAGGUGACGGGAAAGCAAGUUCUGGAUCCGAUUGCGAGAGCGAACCGGGGAUCCCGCUGAAGAGGAAGCAGCGCAGAAGCAGGACCACCUUCACAGCUCACCAGCUGGAUGAGUUGGAACGGGCAUUCGAGAAGACUCAAUACCCUGACAUAUACGUCAGAGAGGAACUCGCUCAGAGAACGAGAUUGUCCGAAGCCAGGAUUCAAGUGUGGUUCAGCAAUAGAAGAGCUAGAUUGAGAAAACAUAUCUCCUCGUCGACGUCUGCUGGAUACGUCGGUUCCGUAGCCUAUCCGACCGGCUACGUUAUUCAUCCACCGGGACCGCCUCAUCCUCACCCAGGAGCAGCCAUGCCGCCGGGUCAUCCACAUCCACAUUCGCAUCCGCAUCCUCAGAGUCUGCCAGACACGGCAUUCUCUUCCGGCCAAGUUUCAGAAUUGUAUUCAUCUCAUCAUGCAUCAGUGACUCAUCAAUUGGCGGACUCCGCGACACGACUACCCUCGACCGUUGGCUCGACUUCGACUUACAGUUUUCCGGCCACGGUGACGUAUCCCAAUUUAUCGGUAUUGUCGCCGGCCUCGUCGACAACCGCUCAUAUGGCUCACCAAGCGGUCUCCACGUCGUCCAGCUAUCAGCAAACAAGUAAUCAUCAGCUACCACCGACUCCGAACUCUCUCGUCACCAUGAUGGGACCGAACUCGGGCAACUCGACAUCAGCUCCCGAUCAAUUAGCCUCAUCGGAACUGCCGAUCAGUUCGGUUUCACCUCCUCAGCAGCAGCCACAGCCACAGCCACAGCAACAACAAACCCAACAACAGACCAGUCAAGGAACCACAUCGCCAUCAUGGAAUCUCGCGAUUACCGCCAGUGGCAGUAGAGUCAAUCUACCGAGUCCGCCAACGAGUCUGCAGCAACAUCAUGCCUACAGCACUCAUCCUCACCCUCAAGCUUUUGCUAGCCCUUACACGGCACAGAGCUUUCAGCAACCACCUAGGCCACCGCCACAAUCCUUCUGGUAUUAAAGUAUGAUCUUAUGGUUAUUGACUUUUUUAAACUUGUAAAAAUUAGCUGGUUAACUUUUACGUCAUUAAAAAAAGUCAUUAAAAACAAGAGCAUAGAAAAGGCGAUGAUAGAUUUCAAUUGUUUUGCUGAGCCUAUUUGAAAAAUAUCUUCGGAUUUUAAUAAUUUAAUCUGAUUACAUGAUUACAGAAUAUAAUGUUGAUAUCGCUAUUUGCAUGUGACAAUUUACACUAAUAGCUAGAUAGGUAGAUUUAGUCUUAUUGAGAAUUCAUAACAUACAAGCAAAAUAUUAAAAGGAUAAGUUAAUGUAUUAAGAUAAUUUAGGCUGAAUUGUUUUCUUAGGAAGGAACAGAUGUAUAUACAUAUAAAUUACACAUGUUAUAUACAUAUAUAGAUACAAAUAGCUAGAUAUAAGAAUUGUAAUUGAACUUUACAAUGUAAAAUAUGUACAAAUGAGUUUCGAAACGUUUCAUCGAUCAUUUAUGUUUUUAUAGAACA